AAGGGUUUAUGUUUUACCGUCCUGAUUGCAAAACAUCAUUCUUAUCACAAAAACUGUGUUAAAAUGUGGUAAUUUCUUCGAAAAAAUUAUUUGUAUAUGUAAAAUUACGAAACAUAUAGAAAAUAUUAAUUACUUGGUGGGUGAAUAAGUGUUGGGUAAAUUGAUGAUUUUUGCUUAAUUAGCUAACUGGAUGGUAUGUUGUGUUUUGUGUAAACUCAAAAAUCAGAUAAUUGUUCUCUGCUUGCGAAGAUAUAAAUAAAAUGUUUGUACCUAAUUAAAACAGAAUCUCUGAAACAAAAUAUAUACAUUAGCAUUUACAUAUUGUAUGUUUCCGAGUUGCAUAUUUUGAAGGGAGGUAUUAAUAAGCUUAUAUAUCCUAUGCUCUUCUUCAUAAACUUUUAUUUAAACUCUGAAUUGUAUAAACUGCAUUAAUAUAUAUUUUUGCUUAUUUAUUGAUUGGUGUUUUCUACAAGCAUCCUACAAUUAAGAGUCCAUGAAAGGUGGAACUAAAGAUGACCCAAAGACACAUCCUCAGAGGAGGUUUCUCUUACCAUGGCUGAAGUACUUGCUUGUUUUGUUGACUCUGAUAUUCAGGUCUCAAGAAACUCAUCUCAUUUUUGGGACCAGAAACCCAACAAGAGAGGCUCAAGACAAUCUGGAAAAUUCUUAUGGUAGAUUUCCAUAUUAUGGAAUGUUUACAAGUAUGGAUCAUGUAUUGAUGCAGCAAUCACUGGCAUAAAUGCCUCCUCCCUUGAUGUAACUCCAGCUUGCUUUUAUUGUUGGGCAGUCAAACGUUGACAGUCACUAUUGCAGAUGAUGCAGUAAUCUCAGCUUUCACCCUUUUAGGAUCACUACAGAAAUGGGGAAAACUCACUUAUCACUAAGUGGCAUAUAGUUUGGUUGCCAUAAACAGUUACCUGGUUGUAUAUUGCUUUUAGGCACUCAGGCACUUGUGGCACCACUGCAGAAGAGAUAUCAAGAUGCCAGCUGCUUGUUCUUGAGAUGCUUGUCAAUUGUCGAGUUGAAGUUCCUCUUGCUUUGAACUAACAGAAGAGUGACUAUUGCCUCUGUCUAGCUAUUCAUGCUCUUCAGAAAGGAAUUCUUGAGGUGUGCUUAAAACUUUAAGAUAUGUUUAGGUUGGAGAAAGAAGUCUCAGAUUGAAAUCAAUUUUCUCUUAAAAAUAAUAUGAAAAUCUGUCACCCAUUGUAUUUAUUAACUGAGUGUGGAAAUGGGGGGCUCUAUUGGUAUUACCUACUAAGUCCUUUUAUAGAUUACUAUUACUAGUUCUUGUAUAAACCUGCUGUCUUUCCAUAACGUUGUAUCUUCUUAGGCCAACACACACAAUCUAUUUCCCCUAUCAGGGGAUGCUUUGAACAUCUUGUUUCAAUAUUGUAAAUAAACAUGAUUGAUUUUUUCUAUAUGGUUGCAACUUUUGGUUGUGGGAGAAAAUAGAUGAUGUAGAGUAUGGUUCAAUUAUGGUUUAUUGGAUCGUGUGUUGAAGCAGCAGUGACUGGCAUAAUGCUUCCUGAUCCAUUAGGGAAUUCCGGAGCCUAAGAGUUGUUGUUGAAACAUGACAAAUAUCUUUACAUGUUGUUAUUAUUAUAGUGUGAUCUUCAUGGAUCAUUUCUUGUUUCUGGACAAAAGCUAAGAUAAAGAAAGUCGCACCAAUCAAAUAAUCCAUCCCUAUGGCUCUGGUGUUGUAGAGUAUACUUCAAAGUUCAGUGAUGGUUGUAAGGAACACAUUCUCAGUCUUGGUACUGGAAACCUAAGAGAAGAGGCUCAGAGGAUCUGGAAAAUUCUUAUUGGAGAUUGCCAUAUCAGUUAUGAAUGUUAAAAUGUAUGAGCUGUGUGUUAAUGCUGCAAUCACUGGCAUAAUGACUCUUCCAUUAAAGGAACUCCAGGUGA
This is a messenger RNA of Rubroshorea leprosula, 1905 nucleotides long. Lineage: Eukaryota; Viridiplantae; Streptophyta; Magnoliopsida; Malvales; Dipterocarpaceae. The record is from the annotation of a GenBank genome assembly.